Molecule: messenger RNA, 2917 nt
Organism: Fusarium vanettenii 77-13-4
Lineage: Eukaryota; Fungi; Ascomycota; Sordariomycetes; Hypocreales; Nectriaceae
Exons: 2
Coding region: 12-1820 (602 amino acids)
Biological process (GO): regulation of transcription by RNA polymerase II
Cellular component (GO): nucleus
Source: RefSeq, a predicted model, not a curated record
CCUCAACCAACAUGUUAUCGAUCCCUCGCCUUCCUCAGCAACAACUUCAGCUUCAACAACAACAUCAGAACAACUCUUCCAACACUCAGCAGUACCCAUAUAUCCAAGACUGCCAGUCCGAAUACAACCCAACAGCCUACUCAGACUUUUCACGAUCGAACUACGACGACGAGCUCGCCGCCUUGAGCCAGCAGCUUCCCUCAGACCUCAUGCAGCCCGACGCUUGGGGAGCCAUCGCCCAUCAGACUCCCAGAUUCUCCCGCGCUGCCCAUCAACGCGAGUCAUCAUUGUCGUCUCUGGGCUCUUCAACUGCCGGUCCUUCUUCUCCAUUUACCCACAACACCUCGAAUCCUCAGAUCGCCAUCACCGACGUCCACGAUCAGAGCGGCGCCAACCCUUCCUACUACCACCUGGCGACCAAGUCAAUGGCUCCCUACUCCGGUUACCAGUCCUGCGGUGGUAUGGAGCAUGUCAUGCCUGAGCUGGCAUAUCCCAUCACACUCGCAGGCCCCAGCAGCAAGCCGCGGAUGGAUCGGGGACUGAUGCACGCCCCCGACUUCUCCGGCUCAACGCGAUCACAUCCUGCCUCGGUGGCGAGUUCCAUCGCAGGUGACUCACCUGCAACUCCCACAGUUGGCGAAACCGAGCACUCGGAUAGGAGGCGAAAAGGUUAUACCAACGCCCCCAAGCUUGACAGAACUAUGACGGAUGUCUAUGGCGAUGAGCUUUACAGCCCCAACUUUGCCAUCACAUCUACUCCGCCCUCGCAAGCGCAGAUGGCUGUCUCUCCCACAAACGAUGUCUUCAGCCAGCGACUCCACGCAGCCAACAGCCAGCACCUGAGCGCUGCUCACUCACCGGCCUCCAGCACUUCUCGAGACAGAUCGCCUUUCCGCGCUGGCUCUCCCCUGGCACCUUCGCCGGCUCAUGACUUCAGCAAUGCUGCGUUCGCACAAAACAUGCCAUUCAACUCAGCCCAGCGCAUGCGCGAGCAGAACAAGGCGCAGCACGACGCGCAGUUCAUGCAACAGCAAAUGAGUCAGCGACAUGAGCCUGAGACCCCAAAGACAAUUUCGCCCAAGGACGCUAUUCUGGAGUUCAACGAGCCUGAGGGCGAGUCCAACUUCCCCUUGUUUCCCCAGGGUCCUUCUGGGUUUGAGAUGGACCACUUUGCGAAGGGCAUGGUCAACCAUGGAUCCCAGGAUCCUUCGAUGCACGAUGCUAGCGCCAAUGGUCACUUCAACUUCCUCCCCACGCAGGCAUCUGGCAUUGUUGUGCCUCAGCAGUAUCCCUUCAUUGCGCAUCACCGCUCUAACAACGAGACCCCUCCCCGCCUGAGCUCCGCUGGAUCCAGCUCCAACGAGUCACGAAACACCACCCCUGCAACCCGUCCCAGCAGUACUACCGCAGACGGAGGCACCUACACAUGCACAUACCACGGAUGCACUCUGCGAUUCGAGACUCCUGCGCUUCUCCAGAAGCACAAGAGAGAGGGACACCGCCAAACACAGGCUCUGGGAGGUGCUCGUCCCCGCGACAUGGGCAUGACCUCGACUCUGCUGAACAGCCAGGCCGGGCCCCAUCGCUGUGAUCGGAUCAACCCGAGCACGGGCAAGCCUUGCAACACAAUCUUUUCUCGGCCCUAUGAUCUCACUCGUCACGAAGACACGAUCCACAAUGCCCGCAAGCAAAAGGUACGCUGCGAUCUCUGCACCGAGGAAAAGACAUUCAGCCGGGCGGAUGCCCUGACGAGACAUUACCGGGUGUGUCACCCGGAUGUGGAGCUCCCGGGCAAGCACCGGCGACGCGGCGGCGCCUGAAGUGGGCGUUGAGCGGCACGCAAGGCUGGCAUAUCCCCGUCCCCGGACAAUUGACUCCUUCCACCGGCCACCCCCUGCCUCGCUUUACAACAUCCAGAUGCCAGCAGAGCUGGGACCGACGGGUCUUCUCACGCAACAGAUGAUGCUGCAUGACGUGGACCACGGUCGAAUUAGGCUUGGCAUUGGUGGACCGGUCGAUGCGAGGCUUCAACCUGCUUGAAUUGGGUUGGCUGAGGGCAAAAAAAGCGACAGGGCGGCCGGGCUCCAACGCGGGCGGGUGGGUCUCAGGGUCCUCAUGCAGGAAGGGUCCUCCCAACUGACGUCAUGGGCUGCCCAUCAACUCAGGCUGUGACAUCACUCGCCCCGCCCGACCUGUCUUCAGCCAUCAGCAUCACUCCCCAGCACUCCUGAUGAUGACAUGGCGUCCGUCAUGGAUACGGCAUGCUCAUUCUGGAGCACCCUGAUCCCGAAUUUUCUUUGUCUGGCAUCUAAUCGAAGGGCAUGGAAGCAACGCUGGGUGUACUUCCAUCGGCCCUGAUGUAACUUGUACAUUAUUUACAAAUCCAACAAAACAAUUACACGGAAUGGCCACGGCACAGCCCCAGGCUCGACUUGGCCGGCCGGGAACGCCUGGGCUGUGCUUUGCGAUAUUGGAAAUCAUUUGGGAAUCGGAAAUCGGAAAUCGGAAACCGGUCUAGACAAAAAAACAAACGAGCGAGAGGGUCUUUUUACAGCGUCUUUGUCAUUCAAUUUUGCUUUGCAAUUGGGUAUCCUCUAUGGAUUGGUCUGCAUUUGGUGCUUUGGUCUGUUUGUUACACAGGCCGUUUUGGACUGUCUAUUUUUGUCGGCAGCGGAUGCUUGAUCCGCAUGCAAGAGCGUGUAACGGCGUGAUUUUGGGUCAUGACUGCAGGUUGGAAACAUUAUUGGGUCAUACGAUGUCAUGACACUGGAGAAACGACCAAGAGCGGGUCGAUCAGCUUGAACUUGGUUUUCGAUUUCCUUGGCCUUUAGGAAUUUUGCAUGGGUUCUAACCCAAAAACUAUAUCCAUAGAUGAUGAUGAUGUAUGAUAUAAUUAAAAGAAGGAUUGGCAACUUAC